Suillus fuscotomentosus is the source of this 702-nucleotide messenger RNA. RefSeq lists its product as uncharacterized. The transcript has a single exon. Bases 1 to 702 code for a protein of 233 amino acids. Lineage: Eukaryota; Fungi; Basidiomycota; Agaricomycetes; Boletales; Suillaceae. The record is from RefSeq and is a predicted model, not a curated record.
AUGGAUAGACUCCAUUCGGAUCCUAGGUUUUCAGUUUGCCCCGACUUCAUGUCCGAAAGGUAUCGAGUCAGUCGGAUCAGCAUGGUGACUGCCAACGUCACCGAAGCCCAGGCUGCUGACACCCUUCGCAACAUAUGGGUGACCACCAACGAAGACUUGUGUUUACAAUGGCAACAACAACUUGCCGAAGACGACAGACUGAAAGCAGAGAAGCAGUGCUUAGACAAAGAAGACCAGGAACGUCAACAAGCAGCUUUGCAACUUGAAGAAGCUACAGCGCGCGCGGAUGAAAAGAAGAAAAACCGUCUAAAACACAUUCCAAUACCCAUGCGCCCGCGUCCCUUCGCCAAUGACGAAGAAGCUUUAAUUUCAGAGUUUGCAAUACGCAAACUGGACAAAGGUCAGUAUAUAGAACUGUACUACUGGACGAACCAUGGACUCGAUGAUGCAAUGGUCAACUACCGCACUCGUGAUGACGAUAGCUUAGUUCCUACCACCGGCGAAGACGGUUCCACAGUUUGGAUAAGCUCUGCAUCCUCUAAACCAGCAUCAGGCGUCAUAGUGGAUAGACACUUAUCCCCAGCAGAUUUCGCACAAGCUAUUCCUCGCAUAGUUGCGGCUCUAGAAGAGCGUGACUGGCCUCAACAACGUGUGCUGAUGCUCGCCCAAUUCUGGGGAGCCAUCAUGCUACAUCGUUACUAA